AUGUAUAUCCAAAAACUUACCGCCGCCGGCCUCGCCCUCGCAAGCAUCGCCUCAUCUGGCGACACCGUCUCCAAAGGCCACGUACUCGACUUCGCCGUGGAAAAAUGCAUCGACAGCGACGGAAACAUUCGCUGCACCAAGCCGUUCCCCGUCAAAGAGGGUUCGUGCUACCGGUUCGAGUGGUCGACCAACGGGGCGCUGGCCCACACGACGGUGGAGGUGAAGGACGCCGGGAGUGGCGAGAUUGUGUACUAUCGCGAUACCGACGGCGAGUGGAAGCCCAAGAAGAACGAGGUUGUGUAUCUCGACUUCAAGCCCAAGAUUUGGGGGCAGGGCAACGAGACUGUGGACUAUGAGGUCAAGAAGUGCGAUAAGGAUGACGAGCUGUGA
Trichoderma aggressivum f. europaeum is the source of this 390-nucleotide messenger RNA. RefSeq lists its product as uncharacterized. The record is from RefSeq and is a predicted model, not a curated record. The coding region runs from base 1 to 390 and encodes 129 amino acids. The transcript has 2 exons. Lineage: Eukaryota; Fungi; Ascomycota; Sordariomycetes; Hypocreales; Hypocreaceae.